This is a messenger RNA of Rasamsonia emersonii CBS 393.64, 3735 nucleotides long. RefSeq names its product Translation regulator (Cya5). Bases 1 to 3735 code for a protein of 1244 amino acids. The transcript has 2 exons. Gene Ontology annotation, molecular function: protein binding. The record is from RefSeq and is a predicted model, not a curated record. Lineage: Eukaryota; Fungi; Ascomycota; Eurotiomycetes; Eurotiales; Trichocomaceae.
AUGCCUCGAGAGCGCGGGACAGAGCUUCCUUCGGAACUCCAAUGGCAUGAUCCGCAGUCGGAAGUCUCUGGGUCCAGACGGUCCCGAUCACACUCGUUGCGAGCUGUCGAAAAGUCUGGCCUGGCCGCGGAUGAUACCCCAAGACCUUUUCUCGACUUCUUAUACCCUCCGAAAAGCCAGUCCUUUGCGUUCUCAUGGGUUGCACGCGCGAAAAAUGGGUUUCUGCUGCGGAAGAAAAAGCGGUCAGCCCCUGACCUCGCGAGGUCAUACGUUUCGGACGUUUCUAAUUCUGCCUCGGAACCCGCCAAUGUCUCCCAAGGCGUGAAACUGAGUCGAUACGAAGAAAACAUUGGCGGCGAUGUGGAUCAAGAUAGACAUGAGAAAGAGGCCGCCCUGAAGGUGUUGCUUGACGCGGCAGACCGACGGGACUAUGACAAAGUUUGGGAUCUGUGGAUGGAUAUUGGGGAACCGCCAGGACUCAGGUCCUCUGUCCUUGAAUAUCUGUCAAACUCGACGAGCCUGGUCGACUUGAAUAGAGCACGGAGGCUUUUUGAUGCUAUUCCUUCCGAAGCGCGCUCCGAAAAAGACUAUUUGCAUGCGACAAUGUCUCUUCUUCGAGCUGGGAAGUACUCCGAUGUCAAGCGGAUAUGUGCAGAGGGUAUGGCCAAAGACCUUGGAAUACCAGCCUGGAGCUUGGCCCUAGCCUCGUUCGUGGAAACAACGCAAUGGAGCGAUGCAUUGGAUCUUUGGGAUUCCAGGCCUGCCGGUUUGGAAAAGGAUCUUUCUCACCCAGCUUUGUCGCAGAUGAAGUCUCUUUCUGACCUACCUGAUCGAGUUCUCUCUCUGGCGCAGUAUCUGAAGGGGCAGGAGGAAGCCGAUAGGGACUCAAGAGCUGCCGAGCUAGCCCCUUUUUUAUUGAAGAUGAUUUUCACUUCUUCUGAUAUGAUGAGAGACAUCACCACGGAGAUGAUUUUGAAUUUGACUCAAGCAUUCAAAGAGUUGGGGUUCCUCACGGCAAGGCAUUAUUAUAGUGCUCUUGACAUCCUUCAAUCAUUCGAGGUUCGCUCAAAUGUAAUCCGAUCGAUCGUCGUUUAUCGGAACUUUCGAUGGCACCUUAGCAGUGAGAUCCCUCCACGAAAGCUCCUGGAGAGUCUGUUGAGAACUCUGACUUCUUUGGAGGUCACUCAUGGUAUCCAAUACCUCCUUGAUGAGUUCACCAACUUCUACGGGAAACCAUCGGUAGAGGCAUAUAAAUUAGCUCUCACGGCGUUUUCCAGGGCGGGUGACGCCAUCAAUGUCCAAAAAACGUUCAAUGAUCUCGUCGCAGAAUAUGGCGAGCCGGUGAGCGGACAGCUUGAACGAAAACCCCGAACUCUGAGAUGGGUCGCGCCACUUCUCCAUGUUCACGCUAGAGUGGGAAACGUCGAAGAGACUCUGAAGCAGUUCAACAGGGUUUCCGAAUUUGGUUUGAAGCCAAAUAGAGUGUGCUGGAACAUUCUUCUGUCGGCAUAUACAAAUGCACAAGAUGUCGAUGGAGCGAUUAAAGUCUGGAAGCAAAUGAUAGACGCUGGUCACAAGCCGGACUCGUACACCUUCGGAACCUUAAUGGGUCUCUGUGCAAACAGGGGUGAUAUUGACGGCGUCCGCCAUCUUUUCCAGCUUGCAAGAGAAAACAGGGUACCUAUCACCAUACCAAUGCUGGACACUAUCGUGGAAGUCUAUUGCAAUAACAGCCGGCUCGACGAUGCUGAGGAGGUAGCAGAGGCCAGUCUCGCCUUGAAUCUUGAGGGGUCACGCACGAGGAUGUGGAACAUUCUGCUUUGGUCGUACGCAUUCCGAGCCGACUUGGAUGCUGUCUCCAGAAUCUUUUCUCGCAUGGAGGCCGUCGGUGUGCGGCCGGAUGACAUGACAUAUGCCGCGUUGAUGUUGUCUCUGGCCCUGAUCGGGAAGCCUGAUUCGGCUCGACGUAUCCUCCGGACUCUGCACCGUAGCCGCCGGGUUCAUGCCACCGAGUUUCACUAUACCAUCAUUCUCUACGCCUACGUCAAAGCUCGCAAUCGCGACAUGGCCCAUAUCAUUUACCGAGAGAUCGAGGAACGCUUUCAGAAUCCCAGCUUGAGCCCACGACUUCAGAUGCUGAAGACUUUCCUUGACAGAGACGCCCAACUUUCUUUGGAAACUGGCUCUCGAGACCCCAGCGACGUGCAUCUGGCCAUGUCGGAGGAGUUUCUUAUCAAGGCGAUCGCCGAAUUUGACAUCAGGCAGUUUGCAUCCAAACAGCCGCGACCGGGCAUGGGCAAACAGCCCCUUCAUGAAGCCUUUCCCGCUCUCUAUUACGAAUACCUCAUUACGGCAUACGGAACGAUAGGCGCUUAUGGGAAGGUCGGGGAGCUCUUUGACGAGUACAUGCAGAAGGGACGGCUUGUUUCGCAGGGUGAAAAGGGCGGACCUCCUCCGCUACGUUUACUAGCUGCCUUAAUGUACGCCCACCUGCGAGCCGGGCAAUACGCUAAGGUUGAAGAAUGCUGGAAAAUGGCGUUGCCUCGAGCAAUCCAGUUAGCCAGCUGUCCGGAUCUUGAGGAGUUACGGUUCCAGGAUCAGCCUAGUGAUUCCGGGCCACCGCAACCUUCUCUACCUCAGUCUGUUCAAAAGAGCCAGCCUUUGGUUGUGGCGGAGCAGCAGGCUGAGUCAAAGGACAAGGCGACGCCCAUACUACGCUCGCAGCGUUUCAUCCUAUCGCGAUGUCUCUCCUUGUACAUGCAAGCCUUGGGACACUAUAAUCAGCAUUGGAAAAUCCCCGAAGUUGUGUCAGAGUUUCAGAAGCUGGGGUUCUCACUGACCACUCAGAACUGGUCGACGUACGUCCAGGUGCUCGCGCAAUCGAAUAAAGCCUCUGAUCAGCUUGAAGCCUUUGUUACCUUUGAAAACAAAUUCAUGCCAAAUUUUCCUGGGUGGGGGAGACUGCGCCGGGGUUUUGCAGUGAGGCCGGAGGGCGCUCCUGCUACCAUUGACUACCUUGAGAACCCUAAGCGUGGGAGAUAUCGCAAUUCUCUCGGAAAAGCCGGGCGACGACUCUGGAGUAAGAUUGAUCCUGAGUUCAUGCAACCAACAUAUGUCACCUUGAUCUAUCUUGCGUCGGCCUUGAUCGACUUCAGAGAGAGAAGCAUUAUCGACGGAGGCGCGCAAUUGAGGAAUCUCCUUUCGGUUGCUCCCAAGACGGUCCUGGCCAUUGGCGAUAUGCCCUAUCUGCGUGAGAAAUUCCAAGGCGUCCUGCUCCGCCACCAGGUGGAGCAAGGGGACAAGGAGAUGAAGCCGCAGGAACAAUUCGUGUGGACCGGCGGCGUUCUCGGCGUUGGGGGUGAACAGCGCACCGCCACCGAUCCAGAGAAGGACCAGUUGUCUCUAGAAGAGGUAUCAGCAGACGUACCGCCAUCUGGCCGAGGUGAGAGUCUGGCUGGCGACGAAUUGCCCGAAACCCCGCCGCGGACUCUCGAUUAUCAGGACGAGCAGGACAUCGAGGCUGAAACCCUUCUGGAGGCGAGGCGUCGACGUCUGGGCAUCGAUCCUCUCUCGGAGGAUGAGCCCGAAGAAGAGGACAAGCGAGCCAUACCGCCAAAGAUUGCUCCGGACGUCCUUCCUGGUGUUUCAACGAAUCACUCUGUUUCAAGGAAAGCACCCGGCCAAACGACAAGAGAUCAAGAUUCAGAUCGUCUCGACGAUCGUCCAUCUUCGUGA